Molecule: messenger RNA, 1593 nt
Organism: Cryptococcus wingfieldii CBS 7118
Lineage: Eukaryota; Fungi; Basidiomycota; Tremellomycetes; Tremellales; Cryptococcaceae
Exons: 3
Coding region: 1-1593 (530 amino acids)
Source: RefSeq, a predicted model, not a curated record
AUGGCCACCCACACCGCAAAGCGUCCCCGCCUCGCCGUCCUCUCCCCCAACACCCCCCGACCCGGCAGCGACAACACCGACGACGCCCUCUUCCACAAGCUGCCCGCGGCCCUCACCGCCCCAGCCACACCGUCCACCUCCACCGUCGCAUUCUCCUCCUCCCCCAGGCGCCACAAUGCCCUCGCCUCUUCCUCCCCCACCCGCCACGCACGCUUCGCACCCUACAGCGACGCGUCGACAUGUGCCCCGGCCGACCAUGAACUCACCCUCCAGACUGGCACCAGCUUCAUUUUCGGGCGUCAUCACGUCCGCAACGCGUCGGUGAAGAAGAAGAGCGUGUCUAUCGAGUCUGUCAUCCCUCGCCGUCUGGCGCAUCUGGUAGGUAACCCGGAGAAUGCGGUGGAGACCAUCACACUCCCCCGUGAAGCGCACCACGCGUCGCGCGUCCAUGCACUCGUCGAGCUCGUACUGCCUCUCUCGCAGAACCGCGACAAGAUCCUACGCGUCCUCGUUGUUGGCCAGAACGGUAUGCGCAUAAAGGCACCCCGUGGGAUGUCACCUACGCCAGGCAAGAACGGGAGAAAGGGUGUGAAGCUGGUGCAAGGCCAGAGGUUUGAGGUCGCUUUGGCUCGUGGACAAGUGGUAGAGUUGAAUUUCGGCAAAGUCAAGGUGGCUGUCAAGAUGGAAGGCGAUGUCGAGCCUGCAUACUCGAGCCCUGUCCGGGCUCCUCGACUCAGCUCAGCUCUCCCCAGCUCGCUGCCUCCAUCGAGUCCGCCUAUCGUCAACGUCGACCUUGACGAUGAAGUCGACGUCUCACCCCGUGAACGCACCUCCCUCGAAAGCUCCCCCGAACCCCCUCUCUUCCCCCGCUCUUCCCCUCUCCCAACUACCACUACGAAACCGACAUUUACCCUCCCCUCCUCUCGCGAAUCAUCCCCCCUCUCCCCCGUCUCCCAACGCUCCAACCUCUCCCCCGCGCCCGAACCAUCCUCCCCGGCUCAAAUGUCUUCCCCUGCUUUGCCAUCUUCACCCUAUCACGAUGACUAUGACUCGCAUGAAGAUAAUGAUGAGCUCGAAGGUGAGGGUGAGGGCGAGGGUGAUGCGGUGGACGUUAAGGCGGAGCGGUUAGAAGGCCUCCAUGCGCCCUCGCGCAAGAACUCUCCUUCCGGUCUGGCACGAGCAUCAACAACGCCCGUUGAGACUCGUCCUCCUCCUGCGGAUGUCGACCUCCCAGCCAUCAUCGCGAGCACCGUCGUCUUUUCUGGUAUCUCCAAGCUCAGUCUACCGGAUCUGGUCAGGCAUAUGCUUGAAUCGCAGGGUCAUUUGAAAGAUCAAGGCGACGAAAAGCAGUGGACGAUCUGGGUCGAAGACGUCUUGGAAGAUAACCCCAUGUUUGGCAAAGUCGAGCGUUCUGGCAAAGACUCUUCUGGCCACCCCCUCCUCCCUCACUACUUUUACAACCCCUCUGCCGACCCCGAUGCUGAACGCGCUGCCAACUUUGGCAAUUUCGCGAGACCGCUCAGAAAGGCGGCGAGGAGUGCGGCCGCUAUUGAUUGGAGGCCUGUUGGUGCUAGAAGGAGAAAAGCUUGGUAG